CGCAGCGAGCAGCGUACAGUACAUCGCAGCGAGACGCCGGGCUAUCAGUAGCGCUCUCAAGCUUGUCUGUGCUUGAGGUUCUAUAGUCUCUGGAAACAUCGGAGCUGUUCAGAUUUGAAAGAUGAACCAAACCGCCACUGUUUCCCAGCCGUGCCGAAGUCAUUCCUCUGGCGACUUGAAGGAUCUUGUAGACCCAGGUCCAGACAGAAACUGGAAGGGCAUUGCCAUCUCCCUUUUGGUCAUUGUGGUGGUCCUCUCUCUCAUCGGACUGGCCAUUGUCCUGCUUUCCAAAGAUGAUAAUUCCAAAUCUCUUGGAACCAAACUGACGCUGGACGACCUGUUUGAGAAAGACUUCCAGGUGCAUGACCCGGAUGCAAAAUGGAUAAACGAUGAAGAAAUUGUUCUCAGGACCAGAGAUGGGGAUGUUCUGAAAACAAAUAUUCAGAGCAAUCAGACCGAGCUCCUUUUGAAGAACACCACUUUCGCAACAUUUAAGGCCUCAAAGUUUUUGGUCUCUCCAGACUUCAACUUUGUGCUGCUGGGCUACGAUGUGAAACAGGUUUUCCGGUACUCUUUCCUGGCAUCAUACUUGAUAUACAACCUGCAUACCAGGGAGGUGCAGGAGCUGAAUCCUCCAGAGGUGGCCAAUUCGGUUCUUCAGUUUGCAUCCUGGGGGAUUCGGGGCCAACAGCUGGUUUACAUCUUUGAAAACAACAUUUACUACCAGCCAGAUAUCAAAGGAAGUUCCCUGAGACUGACCUCGUCCGGACAAGAGGGAGCCAUUUUUAACGGCAUUGCCGACUGGCUGUAUGAAGAGGAGCUGCUCCACUCCCAUGUUGCCCACUGGUGGGCCCCAAAUGGGGACAGGCUGGCCUUCCUGUCCAUCGAAGACACCCUGGUCCCCAAAAUGUUCCUUCCCCGCUUCACUGGUACCCUCUACCCCCGAGGAGAGCAGUACCCUUACCCAAAGGCGGGACAGCGUAACCCUGCAGUCAAGCUCUACGUGGUUAAUUUAGAUGGAGCAUCGCAAACAACGGAACUGCUACCUCCAAGCAGCUUUGAGAAAAGUGAGUAUUACAUCGCCAUGGUGAAGUGGGCCACUAGCCAGACGCUUGCAGUACGGUGGUUGAACCGGGCUCAGAACAUCUCCAUUCUAACAUUGUGUGAUGCCACCAGUGGGGACUGUGUCAAGAAACAUGUGAUGACAUCAGAUACAUGGCUUGACAGACAGGAGGAAGAGCCAGUGUUUUCCAAGGACGGGGGCAGAUUCUUCCUAGCACUACCGAUUAAGCAUGGGGGACAGGGAUCCUUCCACCACCUGGCCAUGCUGUCCGAUCAGGCUGAGCGAGAGGAGGUCAACAUCCGUCAUUUGACCUCAGGGAACUGGGAGGUGACCCAGAUCUCGGCAUAUGAUGAGGGAACCAACUCUGUAUAUUUUCUCAGCACUGAAGAGGGAUUGACUCAAAGACAGCUCUACAGGGUGUCAACCGUUGACCCAUUUCACCGAGAGUGCCUCACCUGCAAUGUGAACCAACACCAGUGUACUUUCUACAGCGCAGACUUCAGUCCCAGCACCCAGCAUGUUCUGCUCAACUGCAAAGGUCCCGGUAUUCCAAAAACAACAGUCCACAUUCUGAGUGAUCUAAGCAGUAACCUGACUUUGGAAGAAAACAGAGAGCUCAGAGAGGCCUUGAAGUACAGACAAACCCCACGGAAAGAGAAACGAACUCUCCAUGUGAAUAACUAUGUAUUCCCCAUGGAAAUAUAUUUUCCAGUGCAUUUUGAUGAAGCAAAUCAGUACCCUCUCCUUCUCAUUGUUGAUGGCGCCCCCGGAGGCCAGUCGGUGAACGACCGCUUUCGGCUGGACUGGGACUCUGUUCUGGUCAGUUCGGAUAGUGUGAUCGUGGCCCGGCUGGACGGCAGGGGGAGCGGGUUUCAGGGCCAGAGGGUUCUGCAGGCGAUCCACCAGCGGCUGGGGACCGUGGACGUGCAGGACCAGAUCGCAGCUGUCGAGUCUCUAGGCCGGCUACCCUACGUAGAUGAGAAUAGAGUUGCUGUUUAUGGAAAGGCGUACGGAGGCUUUCUGACCUCUCUGCUCCUCCUCUCACCGGCCACCUUGUUCAGGUGCGGGGUUGCCGUGGCGCCGGUAACAGACUGGAGACUCUAUGGCUCAGCCUUCACAGAGCGAUAUUUUGGGUUCCCCCUGAAAGAAGAUCGCAAAUACCAAAUCUCCAGUCUUCUACACAAUAUCACUGGGUCAAGCUAUCACAAAUUUCUCAUCAUCCAUGGAACUGCUGAUGCCACCAUUCAUUUCCAGCAUUCGGCUGAGCUUGUAAAACUGCUGUCAAUUGCACAUGUGAACUAUACAUUACAGAUCUUCCCAGACGAAGGACACAACAUAGUUUCCCUCAGGAGCAGACAUUACCUGUUGCAUUCUAUCAUAACCUUCUUCAGGGAGUGCUUUUCAGAAAGGUAUCCCCCAACUGUCAAAGAGGAGGAUUAGGACUGAGCUAGACUCAAAUCCUUUAGUUAAGAACGUGUUCUAGCACCUUCUUUGAAAGAGGCCACAACAGUGACAAGAACAUCUGCUGACACUGAAGGAACCACUUGUAUUAUGAAGAGGAGAUGUACAUGUAUGUAUGCUUCAGGUAAUUUUGCUUAUUUUUCAAGCCUGUAUGGCCAGUCAAGUGUAAGAAUUAGAAUUAUGGAGAAGUAAAAAGAAAAAAAACAGGAAGGUGUUCAAUCUUCCUGUGUAGUGCCGUGCUGGUUGCCAUGGCAAAAUGAAUGAAGGACUGUGGGCUUGUGGGGUUUCUCUUUUGAAUAACCCAUUUCUCAGUAGAUAUUGAUAAAUGCUCUCAUAUUACUUGUAAUUAAAUUUAGAUAAUACCAGAGUUACCCGAAGAGGCAAAUGUAUUUUUUAGAUGCUCGUUAACUCUUUCUUUACUGUGCUGUGAUUAUGACAUAUUAUGAGCAGGUCACAUACUUGGUCCUAUAUUGAUCAAACAGAAAAACACAGUUAAUAAUUGCGUCCCAA
Messenger RNA from Anguilla rostrata (American eel), 3034 nucleotides. Its product is annotated as inactive dipeptidyl peptidase 10-like. The record is from RefSeq and is a predicted model, not a curated record. Lineage: Eukaryota; Metazoa; Chordata; Actinopteri; Anguilliformes; Anguillidae. Gene Ontology annotation, biological process: regulation of potassium ion transmembrane transport; proteolysis. The coding region runs from base 122 to 2503 and encodes 793 amino acids. Gene Ontology annotation, cellular component: plasma membrane; voltage-gated potassium channel complex. Gene Ontology annotation, molecular function: potassium channel regulator activity; serine-type peptidase activity. The transcript has 26 exons.